AUGGAGCUCAUCGCCAUCUGCCUUACCGCUCUUGUCAUAGGUUUCCUUCUGAUAGGAAACUCGCCAAUCCAAAUGCCACCAGAAGCCUGGGGCUACGCUCUUGCUACGGUAUUCUUUACCGUUAUCGGAGGCGCAUCAUUCUUUGGUCAGAUCAUCCAUACGGCCCUUCCAGAGCUUUAG
Molecule: messenger RNA, 180 nt
Organism: Fusarium fujikuroi IMI 58289
Lineage: Eukaryota; Fungi; Ascomycota; Sordariomycetes; Hypocreales; Nectriaceae
Exons: 2
Coding region: 1-180 (59 amino acids)
Source: RefSeq, a predicted model, not a curated record